Cordyceps fumosorosea ARSEF 2679 is the source of this 3549-nucleotide messenger RNA. RefSeq lists its product as hypothetical. The transcript has 4 exons. The record is from RefSeq and is a predicted model, not a curated record. Bases 1 to 3549 code for a protein of 1182 amino acids. Lineage: Eukaryota; Fungi; Ascomycota; Sordariomycetes; Hypocreales; Cordycipitaceae.
AUGCCUGCUGAGAAUGAGUCGCCCGCUCGCGAGCCCGCUAUUCGCGGCCGCGGCAGGGGCGGCCGUGGUGGUCGCGGUGGCGGACGAGGCAGAGGCGGUGGCCGAUUAGCAGCCACAGCCGCAGUUUCGGCUGCCAAAUUGUCCGCGGCCAGACCCGGCCGCGGAGGCUCCCGCAGAGGUCGCGCAAAGGUCUUUGCCGACUCCCACGUCCAGGCCUCGUACGAACGCCAGCGCCAUCUCAAGGCCAACUACCAGGCCGUUGCCCACGCGCUCAAGGGCGCCUUGCAGGAAUUGGCCGAGCGCAAUAUCGACAAGACCCUGCAAAGUCCAGACCUUUACAAGAAGGUUCCCGAGUAUGAACCUAUUAUCCGCCACCUGCAGAAAAGCUUGACCGACAGGCUUGCCGUGCUUGAUCGCCGCUGCCAAAUGGGCAUGAAGGUCGCCAAGCAAAAAUAUGACGGUGAAGUCUUCGUCACCGAGAGUCAAUUUCAGAACGCCCUCGAGGAUCUGGACGAGCAAGCCUACGAAGGCCAAGAAAACAGAGUCCGCAUUCUCAACAGUCUUAGAAGCAAGGACCUUCCUGUCGAUAUCCGUGAUGACCAGCAUCAGUACAAAGUUAUCACAGACUCGCAUUUUGACCGCGAGUUUGGUCUCUAUGAAUGCUACAAGAAUGGCCGCCUCAUCCCCUACCCCUCACGCGUCAUGGGCACCGAGAUGUGGCGACGAGGCCGUGCCGCCGCCGAACCCGUCUCGACGCCCGCUCCCUCUAAUGCUACCACUAAGGGCCGUGGUCGCGGUCGUGCGGCUAUUAACAAGCGCCGCGCUCAAGAACAGCCUGAUGGUCAGCCGACGCCUAAAAAGUCGACACGCGGCACCGAUGAUGGCGGCCUCCAAGAACACAUUGCCCAUGCCCCUGCCAAGGGUCUGCUGGCUUCUGCUGCCGAGGCGGAGGCUCACCCUAAUGGUGUCGCCGAGGAAGAUUCCACGCCCGCGUCACCAGAACCGACCGGUGCUGCAAACGGCGUAUCCGCUGCCGCCAAGGACCCGAGCAAGCUGCACGCUCGCGAAAAGAGUCCGCCCUUGCCCAAGAAUAUUGGCGAACCAGAUGAAUACGGUGUUCGCGUAUAUAACCAAAGAGGCCCUCGUGAAAAAGUGAUGACGAGCCGAUUCAUGGCUCGUCCUAUAUUCGACUUUAAUGACUGGGAGAUUGGUUUCAGAGACACCUACAAUGACUCCUCUAAGGGUCACACCAGAGCCAAGCGUGGCAAGUACCUCGACACGCCUAAUAAUACGGGCUGGCACUUCGAUCACUUGUGUAAUGGGUACGAUUACACGAACAUGAGUCACGACGACCUCGAUCAGGAGCUCGUGGAACACUACGGUUUGCACCCGCAAUAUGGCAUUUUUCUUCCCACUAGCAAAAACGAUCCCAUCGAAAGUGGCCCCUAUAAGAUGCCCGGAAAACCCGUCGUUUUCAUCGCCCUGCCUUCGGGCCGCGUCUCAUUUGCGUCGAGAUCAUAUAUCCCCACCGUUAACCACCGCCGCUCUGAAGACGUUCCUCUCCGCUUCUCCUUUGGUUCUACGCUGCGUCGCUUCUGCAAAAAGGGCAGUAUCAGCCAGGAAGAUUACUCCAUCACUGAGUAUCUUCCCUCUUACAACGAGUGGAAGAAGAAGUCCCUUGGCAUCGCUACCAAGGAACUGAAAAAGAGACCAAUCGUGGCAGUGGACUCGGAAACGGACGAGGAGGCCGAACCCGAGCAACCAAAGGAGGUUGUCGAGACUGGCAUGCCAAGUCUGUCAGUUUUGACUUAUGCAUCAGCCUAUGUUGCUGCCCAGGAGACUGUGAAAUCUGCGCCGCCGGCCCCCAAGCAGCCUCGGUAUGACGCUAUUAGGGACAUUUUCACCGAUAAGAUCUCGCAACCCCGCUCCGCACCGCAGCAGGACCCCGUGUCUCUUGGUCUCAGCACUCUUGCGGAGCUCUGCAAUGUGGAAGCUCGCCUUCCUGGCGGUACUGGCAUUGCCUUUGAGUCCGAGUAUAAGAGUCCGAUCAAGAAAGAAGAGACGCCGCAGGCCAGCUCCUUUGCAGCCCAACCGCCGCCACAGCGAGUCGAGCACCACUCACCUUAUGGCUACUCUUCGCGUGACCGGGCGUAUCCUCAGCCACCAUCAGCGGGCACAAUUCCGGAAAGCAGUCCGUACCCACCUCUAGAUCGGGGACUUCCACCACCGGUGCCCAUCGAGUACAAGUCCCACUAUCCUCCGCUGCCAGGUCCCAUCUCACAGGACCAUGGUUACUAUUACCCGUCGCAUGACCCCCGCGACUCAAUGGCACAGGGACGCCCGAUCGAUCUUGGCUAUGGCCAUCGUCGCCUCAGCGGCUACGGGACCGAAACCGCACCCCCUCCGCAGUCGUACUCGCGAGGCCCGUACUGGCAGUCGUCAGCCGCUCCGCCACCCGCAAUUCCGCAGCCGGCACACUUUGGCGCGCCACCUCCCCCGCCAUCCCGGCUCUCCUUCUCACAGAAUGACCCUCUUCUUCCGCCCCUGCGGCCGCCGCGCCGGAACCCAUCGCUGCCCGACGAGCCCAUGCAUGACCAGCGACCUAGCAUCCACGGCGGUAUCUACUACCCGCCUGGACCAUCCCGGUCCUACCAGCGCAGCGGGUUCCCGACGGAGCCGCUCGCGCCACUUCAGCCAAUGCCGGCCGAACGCAUGUUGCCUAACCCCCAGACCCAAGGCUACAUGGGAUCGCCGCCACCGGGCUACGCGCAUCAGGUGCUGUCGCCGACAUUUGGCAACCCUGGCCUGCCUGGCUCUAUUGGACAGAGCCCUCCUGGCACGCCGCAUGGACCGCACAGCGGCAUCCACCGCCACCGCUCUACGCCGUCUGGGUCGUCUGACGCUGGCUCUAAUAAAUAUAGGAAGCUGCAGCCCGCUCCAGUGCCCGCUCACCGCAACUGGGCAAAUAAGCCAGAGCUCAAGACAAUUCCCUACGACCACAAGGAGACGGGCUCUUCUGCGGCCCUGCCUAGCUCUGGCCCCACGCAGAUCCGCGGCUGGAACGUGAACCAACCGCGCAAGCGCAGCAAGGCGGAGAAGCUGGAACGCGCAGAAGGCAAGGGAAAGAGCAAGCCAAAAGCCUCGGCGACGGCCGCACCACCUAAGGUGCACUUUUGUGAGCCGCCGCGCUCGAGUCUGCCGCCGCUGUUCCCACGCGAGGUUGGGGUAGUGGUGGAAGAAAAGGCAAAGGAAGAGUCGCCACCGCCGCCGAAGCUAACGUUGUGCACGCCAACGCCAACAUCGUUGUCGCCACCCGCCGAGGCUGCCCCAAGCGUGUCGCAACAACAAGAAGAAACGCUACUGCACAAGCGUCUGCGGCCGAGGACCAAUGCCCAGCGCAACACGGUAGCUGCUGCGGCGGCGGCCUCGUCUCCGUCCAGGAGAAGGCGGCAGACUCGUGCGAAGCCCAGGCGUGAGACUCCCGUGCCUGUACCUGCCCCAGCCGGCGGCUCUGUGGCGGCAUCUGCUGCGCGCGUCGACGAAUCCUGA